This is a messenger RNA of Nicotiana attenuata, 1379 nucleotides long. RefSeq lists its product as uncharacterized. The record is from RefSeq and is a predicted model, not a curated record. The transcript is spliced from 2 exons. Bases 284 to 1009 code for a protein of 241 amino acids. NCBI's taxonomy places the organism in Eukaryota, Viridiplantae, Streptophyta, Magnoliopsida, Solanales, Solanaceae.
AUUGCCGCCAUUACUGACGGUGACGGCCCUUUCCUUCACUCCAAAUCCCAUUAAUUAGUAUCCACAUAAUGCCAAAUCACAACUAUUAUUAAUAUUAUUUUAAAAUUUCCCUUUUUAUAGUACACCAGUUUUAUGAAUAAGGGCCUCCAUCUCACUCACUCACUUGUUGCAGCCCAUUAGUUUAUUUAUAAAAACCCUCUUUCCAGCUUAAAUUUCUUCUGCCCUUUAGAUUUUUCAGAGUCGUUUCCUUUUCUCUAUUCUCUAUUCUCCGCACGGUUUCUUAAUGAUGGCGGCUGAAGUUAGCUCUCUGGUUAGGAUUAUGAACUCAGCUGGUGGUGGUGAGUUGAAUGAGUCAUCGUCUUCAUCAUCUUCAGGGAAUAAAUCAACGGUGUUGAUCACACGGGACUUGCUCGGGGGUUGUCGUUCUCUUGAUUCGAAGGAAUUGGACCUCGACUUGCAGGUUCCUUCUGGCUGGGAAAAGCGCCUCGACUUGAAGUCAGGAAAAGUAUAUCUACAGAGGUGCAAUUCUUCCAAUUCUUCGUCGACGACCAUGGAACAGAAGCAACAAAACCAUCAAACAGUUGGAAAGCUUCAAGACCUUAAUUUCCCUCCUGCAUCAAAGCAGCCACUCAACCUCUUCGAUGAACCCAACUUAGACCUUAAGCUGCUUCCUUCAUCAUCCACUUCACCAUCAUCAUCUAGUUAUCACAGCGUAUGCACCUUGGAAAAAGUGAAAUCAGCUCUGGAAAGAGCAGAGAAACAAACAACCCGGAAACGCUCAAUAUCAGUGUCAAUGUCAUCAUCUCCAACUUCAAAUUCCUCAUCCUCAAUCGUGGAUACGGAGAUUGAUCAAGAGAACCUAUGCCCUUCCCUUGCUGCUGGUUGCCCAAGUUGCCUUCUUUACGUGCUAAUAUCAAAGAAUGAUCCUAAAUGCCCUCGAUGCCAUACUGUCGUUCCAUUACCUGUGGCAAUGAAGAAGCCUCGGAUUGAUCUUAAUAUAUCCAUAUGAGAGUGAAGAACCAAGAAUCAUUUUGAUAUUUUUUGUAAAGAUAAAAGGUAUAAUCUUGUAAGUUAUAGAAUGGUAUAUACAUGUUUCAUAGGAUGGAUGUUCCUUCUUAGUAGUGUAGAAUAUAAAAUCACCAGAUCCUCUUUGGGAUUGCCUGCCUUUCCCCCUCAUUUAUGUUGAUUAAUACAUGCUUGAACUUUAUUCAAUCUUUUGGCUAUCUGCAUGUACUACUAGAUAUUUGAGACUCCUGUUGCAGUUGCUAUUGUAACUGUGGUAAUUUAGACAGUCAAGUCAUGAAUGGAAAUCUUGGCAUUCUGGCCAUGCAGUAUCUACGUGUGAUUUUUGAAUUGUUCGGAAGAAAGCUUGUAUAAGA